AUGGCGCCAUCGCCCCGCGACCGCCGCUGUCUCCAUGGAGACGCGAGGCCUGCCCCGCCGCCUCACACCCGCACCCCCGGGGGGCACCCGCGGAGCGGGAGGGAGCGCGGGGAUGGCGGCUCCAUAGCGCGGUGCGGAGCGGGAGGGAGCGCGGGGAUGGCGCUGCGGUACCCGAGGUGUGACGGAUCCGCCGCCCGCCCCGGGCACAGCCCGGCUGGAGCUGCGCGCACCGCGGAGCCCCGCGGGCAGCCGGUGCCGGGGGGAUGGCGCCGGCACCACCCGGGUCUCGCUGCAGGAGCAACCCCCCGCGCCGGCCCGCAGCGCCCAUCCGCAGGACUGGCCGCGCCCGGGCAGGACAAAAUGGAGCCGUUUUACUUCUCUGACCUCGGGCUCCUAACAGAAAACAAAGCUAUGGAAAGGAUCCUCUGCCCCAUGGCUGCGCAGCUCUGCCACCUCAUCCUCGCCCUGGAAUGGGAAGAUGGGAUUUGUCCCGAUAUAGAGGAGAACGCAGAAACAUUGGCCCAAGCCACAGAAGAACUCGCUGCUGUUGCAAGAAGGUUGGCUGAGGAGUCCAGCGACGAGGUGCUGGAGGAGGAGAUGUGUCCUGCGGCCCAGUCCCUGGUGCUGGCGGGGAGCAAGGUGCUGGUGGCAGCCCGCAGGCUCCGGGGGCAGCCCGACAGCCCCGGCCCCAGGGAGGAGCUGGCAGCGGCCGCGCAGCGGGUCCUAAUGGAGACAGCGAAGAUCCUUCAGAUGGAAGAUGCUGCCGGGGUGAGGAGGAUCCUGCAGGCUGCCAGCUGGCUUCUGGAGUGCCUGAGUGUGCUGCAGGCCGCAGCGGACACGCCAGCAGUGCUGGCUGCUUUCCAGGCCUUCUCCGAGGCCCUGCUCCUGCUGAGCAGCCUGACAGCAAAGCGCCUCGAGGAACUGGGGGACUGUCCUCGACAGAAGAGCUUGGCUCAAACCUUGCAGCUCCUCCAGCAGCGUGUCCCUCUGCUGCACGCAGCCAAGGACAAGCAUCUUAAACACUCCCGGGAUCAGCAAGUCAGCUGCUCCAAGGAUGAUGCUUUCCAGCUGGUGGAGAGGACCAUCAAGGAGCUCAUGUCCCUGCUCACUGAUGACACAGGGAGCAAGGAGCCAUGGGACAGAAGCGGGACCUUCUCCGAGCACGUGAGCAGGCUGCUGGCUCUCCUGUCCCCCCCAGACCCCCUGCUCCUCUCUGACAGCACCUUCAGUGCUCACGUGGGAGCGGUGGUUUUCCACUGCAUGCUCCUGGCAGAGGCAUCCAGGCCACAUCAAAGGCUGGACCUGGUCAGACGUUGCUGGGUUCUGCUACGGCUGCGGAAGAGCAUCUGCAGCCUCGCAGGGCAGCAGGAGAGGGGCCCAGGGCUGGAGGGGGAAUGUCAUUCCAUGAGGCAGGAGGUGCAGGACCUCGACCAGGUGGUGCUCGCAGCGACACUGUGCCAGGUCCUCGACACCUUCCCUGGGGGUAAGGAGCCCCUGAGGCUGUUGGUUGAAGGUGCCCUCAGCCUUGCUGCUCCGGGGUGUUUUCCUGCAGGACAAGGAGGGUUUUUAAAGCAGCUGCAGCCCCUCAUUGCUGCCUUCUUCACACAUGCCCAAGGGAUGCUCCGAGCGGCAGACUUUGUCCUGGCUCGGUGCCCCAAGCCCCACACUGCUGGAGACAUCAGGGAGCUGGUGCAGCACCUGAGGAGGCUCCUCGCCAGCGUCCCUCCUCUGCUCGCUGCAGUGAGCAGGGAUGGAGCCCAGGCGAGUGCUGCUGAGCAGCUGCAGUCCCUGUGCCACGCGUGGGCUGGCGCAGCACAGAGCCUGCUGUGGUGCUUUGAGGACACAGUCAGCACUCGUGAAUUCCUUAAGCUGUCCAUCCGGGAGAUGGCCAAGGAGCGGGAAUGGUGUGAAAGGGCCCUGGGGAGCCAGGACCCCGAGAGGUUCUCUUGGCACACAACCCACCUCAGCAGCUGGGCUCGGUGGGUGGUGGAAGCCACCACCAGGUACGUGGACAGAGCCACAGACCCCAUCUUCAGGAAUGGUUUGCUGGUUUGGGUCGAGCAACUGGCCAGCUCCAUCCUCGAGCUGAAAGCAGCUGCAGCCCUUUGUGCAGAGAGACCCUCCUGCCCCCAAACCAGGGAUGUCUUUUCCAAGGCAGCGAGCUGCCUGAUGGACGCUGCUCAGCGUGUCCAGGACGGGCUGGAUGGCUCCAACCACCCAGACAUCCUCAGCCCGCUGCGGGAACAAGUGCGAGGCGCUCCUUUUGCGAAGGGGGUUGAGCUCAGCCCAUCGUGUGCUGGGCUAAAAACCAUAAUGGAUGAGGCUGUGUUGCAAGAAGACACCUUAAGCCAUCCAUCUUCACAAGCAGGUAGCUCGCACCCAAGGAAAGGAGGCGCACACCCUGUGAUCACAGCUCUGCUGGCAGCAAGAGGAGCCCAUGACACGCCAUUGCUCAGUGCUGCUUGCUCUGCCUUGCUCGAGCUCUCCAGAGGCUGCGUGGAUGCAGCAAAGGAAGCGCUGUCCCUUGCUGAGUGUCCGCACAGGGAGACACUGGGGCAGUACCAGGAGAUUGAGCUUCUGACACCACGUGUGAUCAGCCUGGCCAGGGACACGGCCCCAGAGCAGCGUCCUUGCCCAAGUGAGCUUUUCCACGUGGCCCUCACGCUCUCAGAAAGGAUCUGCCACACCAAGGAGUGCCUGGCAGCCGUGGCAGGCUCCUGGUACAGUCUGUCUCAGCAAGUGUUUGUCUUUAUCUUGUCUGCUGACUUCCUGAGGGGCAAACAGGCUUUGGAGGAGACCAUGAUGGGAUUAGCAGGAGCAGUUCAGUUCGCAGCAGACAUUGUGAGUAUCACCUGCAGGGAGGGAAGCCCCCUCUCCCCUGAUGGCUGGGGGAGCUUUCUGCAGGUCCAAGCCAAGUUUUCACGCGCUCGGAUGAUCACCAGAGCACUGCUUGGGAAGGCAGCAUCCUUCGAGGGCUCCAGCGUGGUGGGCAGGGCCAGCCUGGAGCUGCUCUGUGUGCAGUGGGCUGUCAGCGCACACGUCCUGCUGGGCGCUGUGGAUCGGUUCCUAGGCAGGGAUGUGCUGCUCCUGAGGGAGCUGAGGAGUGCUGUGAGGAACAAGCUCUGCCCUCAGAGCCUCCUGGCUGCGCUGUCCGAGCGCUCCCUGAGGCUGCAGGAGGCUGCCCGGCUCUCCUCCUCGUCCUGCCCUGAGGGCCAUGGGCACACUGAGAUCCUAGUGCUCAGGGAGGAGAUGCAGGUGCUGAUGGAAGCGCUGCUGGAGGCCUCCAGCACCCUCCUGCUCUCCCCGCUGCCUGCUGCCAGCCUGUGCGUUCGCUUUGAGCUCCUGCAGAGGGACCUGGCCCUCCGGGCCAAGGCGCUGCUGCUCCACCUGGAGAGGGUCAAUGCCGAACACUUGCGGGUCAUCAGAGACGUGGUUGGACCUGCCCUGACCCCCCUCUCCCAAGAGGAGAGGGAAAGGAGCAAAGAGGCCUUUGAAGAGAAGGCAAAGAGGCUGAUGGCAAAUGUCCAGUGGGUCAAAACCACCCUCCACCAUGUUCUGGAGGCCAACACUCAACCGGAGCUGGAGGCAAACCUGCUCUCCAUCGCAGACCACCUCCUGCUCCUCACGUCCAACGCAGUGGGCAGCGCCAGGCAGCUCCUCCAGAGCCACCAGGGUGAAGAGCAUCUCCACCUAGAGAGCACUGUCUGGUACUGGUCUGCAGAGGCACACUACCUCGUCACACAGCUUCAGGCUGUCCAGGGCAUCGGUGGGGAUGUUGUGGAGCUCAUCAAACACUGCCUGCAGAACACAGGGGACCAGAGCUUCCCAGGACACCACCACAGCACAGCCAAGCUCUUCCCAGCCCUGGAGCUGGAUGCUCUGAGCCACGCCAGGUCAGCAGAGACCUGCGCCAGCAGGAGCGGACGAGCAAGAGGAGCUGCCAGGGAGGCACCUGCAAGGCACCGCAAAGGCCCUCCCAGCACCUCCCCUGCCAGCAGCCCUGUGAAGCACGAGAGAGAAAGCAGUGACACGGGGCAGGGUGGCCCCAGCAAGAUGUCCCAGGUCACCAAGGACAUGGCAACAAGGAUGCGCCACAUGACUCAGUUCCUGAAGAAGAAGGGCCCCAUCACAAGCAAGGACCAGCUCGUUGCCUGUGCGAGGCAGAUGGCUUUGGAUGGGCAGGAGUUUGUCACCUUUGGCCGUGCCGUGGCCAAGCUCUGCCUGGACAGGAGGUGCUCCAUGGAGCUGCUCUGUGCCACCGAGCAGGCCCACACCAUCAGCAGCCAGCUCGGCAUCGUGGCCAGGGUAAAAGCAGUCACUGCAGAGAGCAAAUCCUCCUCCGAGCUGCUCGUGAGCAACACACAGAACCUUGUUCAAGCGGUUUUGCACAUCCUGAAGGCAGCUGAGGCAGCGUGUAUCAAAGGUCUGUGCCAGCCCACGCCUGACUCUGAGGAAGCAGCAGCAGCUGCUUUUUGCAUGCAGUGGAGAAGAAACCUGUUGUUGCACAGAGCCAAAGAGUCCUUCACCUCAGACAGGGAUGAACUGGGGCUGCGCAGGACUGGGGCCAGCGCUGAACCCUCCCUGGUGGCGAUGGUGCAAGAACAAGCACCACACACCAAGGACACCCCCAAGCACCCAAAGCCUGGUUUAGGAUGUACAGUUAUGGGUGGCCACCUGUAGAAAGAGGAAGGGAUUUGUGCUUCCUUUGGGUGAGUGAACAGAGAAGAAUGAUGCCACGAUACAGGGCAGGCAGCAUGUGAUGAGGUACCUUCACUAUCUGCCAGUUCUGUGUUCUCCAGCACCCAAGAUGUGAACAGAAGGAUGUAGGAACACACUCAUGGCACCACCAGCAGAUCUGCCUGGGGGGAAUAUGUAGGGACAGGCCAAGGGGAAUGGCUUUAACCUGCCAGAGGGGAGAUUGAGAUGAGCUCUGAGGCAGAAGCUCUUCCCUGUGAGGGUGCUGAGGCGCUGGCACAGACUUUUCCCAGAGAAGCUGUGGCUGCCCCAUCCCUGGCAGUGUUCAAGGCCAGGUUGGACACAGGGGCUUGGAGCAACCUGCUCUAGUGGAAGGUGUCCCUGCCCGUAGCAGGGGGUUGGAGCUGGAUCAGCUUUAAGGUCCCUCCAACCCAAACCAGGCUGGGAUUCUAUAAGGGAUCAGGGGGUUCUGUGAACAACCCAAUUGCUCAUCUCCCACACGAGAAAGCCACUGAGCUGAAAGGUCCUUCUCAGGCCCUGAUCUUCAGCACUUUAUCAAACCUUUUUGCAACCAUCUCAGGGUAACAAUCCUAAACACUGCACAGGAAGGGCGGGCAGAGAGAGAGCGCCCUGCAGAGGAGCCAGUGCACUGGGCUCAUACACCAGACAUGAAGUCAAGAGGGUAAAUUGCACCAUAGAAGCUAGAGGAAAGAUGCACUGAACGAGAAGGAAGCCUAAGGGAGUUAAUGAGGGAUCACUGAGGUCUGAAACACAAAACAGGAGUGUAAUUGUUCUGUCUUUGCAAGAAUAAAUGGAUUUAAUUUGCACUAUGAAGCAUUUGUGUUGAGUCUUUUCAUCACAGUAGAGAAAUA
Strigops habroptila (Kakapo) is the source of this 5567-nucleotide messenger RNA. RefSeq lists its product as uncharacterized. Gene Ontology annotation, biological process: cell-cell adhesion; cell migration. Lineage: Eukaryota; Metazoa; Chordata; Aves; Psittaciformes; Psittacidae. The transcript is spliced from 8 exons. Gene Ontology annotation, molecular function: beta-catenin binding; actin filament binding. The record is from RefSeq and is a predicted model, not a curated record. The coding region runs from base 1 to 4680 and encodes 1559 amino acids. Gene Ontology annotation, cellular component: catenin complex; adherens junction.